Molecule: messenger RNA, 1846 nt
Organism: Myotis brandtii (Brandt's bat)
Lineage: Eukaryota; Metazoa; Chordata; Mammalia; Chiroptera; Vespertilionidae
Gene: EPDR1
Product: ependymin related 1
Exons: 3
Biological process (GO): cell-matrix adhesion
Cellular component (GO): extracellular region; lysosome
Molecular function (GO): calcium ion binding
Source: RefSeq, a predicted model, not a curated record
CGGGUGCUGGACGAGAGGAAGGCGCUGAUCCCCUGCAAGAGGUUAUUUGAAUAUAUUUUGCUCUAUAAAGAUGGAGUGAUGUUUCAGAUUGAACAAGCCACCAAGCUAUGUUCCAAGAUCACCCUGACAGACCAGUGGGACCCUCUUGACAUUCCUCAGAACGCCACCUUUGAGGACCAGUACUCCAUAGGGGGGCCCCAGGAGCAGAUCACCGUUCAGGAGUGGUCCGACAGGCAGUCAGCCAGAUCGUAUGAAACUUGGAUUGGCAUUUAUACAGCCAAGGAUUGUUAUCCGAUCCAGGAAACCUUCACCCAAAAUUACAGUGUGAUAUUGUCCACGCGGUUUUUCGACAUUACGCUGGGUAUUAAAGACCCCUCCGUGUUUAUUCCCCCGAGCACGUGCCAGACGGCCCAGCUGGAGAGGAUGAGCGAGGACUGCUCCUGGUAGGCCUGUGGACACAGGAGUGACGGCAUCAGACACUGGCGGCCUUAGCUCAAAACCUAUUUGAGCUUGAGAGAUGAGAAUCUACUUUGGAGAAAGACAUUGAUGUGGGGUUUUUGUUUUGCUUUUUGUACAUAUGAUGUUGGCUAGGACGGAGACGAUGCGGUAAUGUGAGCUGAACAGAUGAACGUGGGGACUUUGUGUAGCCGAUCUGGGUGCUGUGCCUUCUGCAUGUGCCGGUGUCUGUGAAGUGCAGUGGCUUACGCGGGGCUGGAGAUCAGCAGGGGCAGUUUGCCUCGGCAGCGAAGAACGCUUUAUUAUUGACUGAGAAUCACCAGAUUCCUGGCACGUGGUGAUAAUAAAAAGCAGAACAACUUUGUUCAGUUUAUUAUUAAUGUUUAAGUUCCCUACAGAUAGUGUCUCCUUUAUGCCUCCACUGGGGAGGGGACUGCUCCCCCUUCCCCACCCCAUGCUCCUUAGGCUACUGAAAAAAUAACCCCCUAAAAUCCCUUCCGGACGUAAGGGUUCAUGGCAUGAAUCAAUUAAUAUAAAUAUUUUGGAAAGAAAUGAAAGGCUAUAAUACAAAGUAAUUAUUCCUCUAAAGAGACGUUUUAAACAAGAGAGUUUGAAAACCCUAAUGUCUACCCCUGGUGAGCAUGAGCCACUAUGCUUCCUUUUUUCUAUGCAAGAGUAUUGAUACUUGUGCUGAAUCAUCAGAGACUGUCAGGAGACCUCCAGAGACAGGUAGUAUUCUAGAAAUAGCCCUGAACUGGGAGUCCGGAGACUAUUGUCUCCAAAAUUCAGGGCUAGAAUUCCCUUGUACUCUGAUUGCUUUGAUUAACAAAAUGCACUAUGCUUUCCCUCACCUUGGCCUUCCUGGGACACAACCUCUUUGUCUUCCCGACUUCUGCUCAUCCUUCAUAGGUCAGCUCGCACAAGACCUUCAGAGAACUGCCCCCACGCCUGGAUAGGGUGCACCUUGCAGCUAAAGCAUGCAGUUCUCACAGUGCUUAUUUAGGCUGAGUGUUAAUGUCCUGCUGAGUGGACACUGUCACACACGAGCUUGGCUAGGAGCUCCUACAGUAUGAGUACCGUGUUCUGUUAGCUUUUAUAUGCCCAGCAGCAAGGAAGUGCCUGGCACACGGUGAAUGCCCUAAAAAUUUGUAGAGUGGAGAAUGCCAGCCUCUCUACUGUUUAGUUUCCUCAUCUGUUAAUGGGGUUGGAUUUGCUGAUCUCUUGGGAGACUCCCAGUAAUAGAAUGCAUUAUUCUAGAUUAUUCUUUUAUUGUGUUGCUUCUGCUCAUCUAUUUAUCUAUUACCAGGAGAAAUGUGUGACACCUAUAUUAUGCUGAAACAAUCUGUAUUACUCACCGUGUCUAUUAUUUCAAUAAACAAAUUUAAUUGCA